This is a messenger RNA of Alligator mississippiensis (American alligator), 1445 nucleotides long. It is a transcript of the gene SPEF1, whose product is annotated as sperm flagellar 1. Bases 99 to 848 code for a protein of 249 amino acids. NCBI's taxonomy places the organism in Eukaryota, Metazoa, Chordata, Crocodylia, Alligatoridae. The record is from RefSeq and is a predicted model, not a curated record. The transcript is spliced from 8 exons. Gene Ontology annotation, molecular function: microtubule binding. Gene Ontology annotation, biological process: regulation of cytoskeleton organization. Gene Ontology annotation, cellular component: axoneme.
UAUACCAGCUCCCAGCCCUUGGCAUAGCCGGCGCUAGGGACCAAUGUGACAGUCCUCCCCAGGGCUGGGGUUUGGAGGCCUGUUCGGGCCCCCUGGUGAUGGCGAACGGGGAGCUGGACGAGGAGAGCCUGCAGGACCUGUACAGCUGGGUGGACGCCAUCCCUCUGUCCCGGCCCAAGAAGAACAUCACCCGGGACUUCAGUGAUGGAGUUCUGGCAGCGGAAGUGGUGAAAUUUUACUUUCCCAAAAUGGUGGAAAUGCACAACUACGUCCCGGCCAACUCGACCCAGCAGAAGCUGUCCAACUGGGCCCACCUCAACAGGAAGGUGCUGGCCAGGCUGAACUUCAGCAUCCCCGAGGACGUGGUGCGGAAGGUGGUGCAGUGCGUGCCUGGAGCCGUGGAGCUGGUGCUGGUUCCCCUGCGGCAGCGCAUCGAGGAGAAGCAGAGGAAAAGCAAGGACCUGGCCUGGCGCUCAGCCCUGGAUGAGAACUCCUCCCCGGAGACAGAUCCUGGUGACCAGCCUUCAGCAGCAGCUAGGGAUUCAGCUUUAGUUAAGCAAGAAGGGGAGGGGUAUUUAUCCAAGCCAAAGGCCAAUGCAGCAGGGAUCUACCAGGAGUCCUCGAAAGCGGAGAGGACAGCCAAGGCCCAGCCAGGCUAUGCUCAGGCCUUGCAAGGGGACCCCAGAGCUCACCUCCAGCUGGCAGAGAGGGAGCAAGCCCUGCUGGUGGCCCGGGAAACGGUCCAGAUCCUGCAGAUGAAGGUGCGGCGGCUGGAGCAGCUGGUUCACUUGAAGGACAUUCGCAUCGACGACCUCACGCGGCGGCUGCAGCAGAAGGAGCAGAAGUGAGGGGCCCCGUGGCCUUCCCGUCCCCUCUCGGCCACAGACCGGGCCUCUGGGACCCCUCUUGCAUGUGUGCGUGUGUGUGUGUGUAUCUGAGCAAGCACCCCCCGCCUCAGGACACCUCCUCUCUCUCAGCUUUACCUAUCUGUGCAAUGGGCGCAGUGACUGCCUCACGGGGCGGGUGAGACUGGCCCAGCUCGGUGGGGGUGGGAGGGGGUUGGAAUUUGAAUCCUUACCCAGGGCUCCCGGCUGCUUACCAUGCAAUCUGCAAGGCUGAGCGGGGGAAACUGAGGCCCAAAAUGCAGCUGGGGAGGCAGGCCCAGGCGCUCUCCUGCAGUUUGUGCGUGCAAAGGCCUUGAUCAUGCCAACGCUCCUGUGAUUGCAACGAUGGACACACAUCUACAACCAGUCACCUUGGCAUUUACUAUGCAGGGGAGCCACGGGACACAGGCCUUUCUCUGUCGCUGCCCGUUCUUUCAGAGAGACUGCAGGCGGCAUCACCCCUGGACCUGGUGCUACGUUUCCGGCAGGCAAACCUCACCCAUUUGGCAGCUUGUAAACUAACUCAUUCCUCCAGCAAUAAAAUAUCUGGGAGGCAGCAUA